Molecule: messenger RNA, 1512 nt
Organism: Penicillium griseofulvum
Lineage: Eukaryota; Fungi; Ascomycota; Eurotiomycetes; Eurotiales; Aspergillaceae
Product: putative UBX domain protein
Exons: 2
Coding region: 1-1512 (503 amino acids)
Molecular function (GO): protein binding
Source: RefSeq, a predicted model, not a curated record
AUGAGUGCCCACGUUGUGGUGAUCGACGCGACAGCCAGGCGGGCAACAAUCAAGACAACUCCCGCCAAACAUUUAACCGAUAUCCUGCAGGAGGCAUGUACGAAGCUUGGUUAUAAUGCUAGCCAAUAUUCAUUAAAACACAAUCGCAAGCAGUUAGACCUUUCUCUUUCCUACCGUCUGUCUGGACUCAUCUCCGGUGCAAAACUUGAACUUGUACAACUCUCUCGCUCCCCAUCAGUUGUAACCGUUGGCCUCCAACUGCCCGAAUCAGAGGCUCGUGGUGCCCCGAAUGGCCGCAUACUUGAUAAGUUCCCUAGCACGACUACACUCUGGAUGGUACUCCGGAAGUUCGAGGCGGGAGUUGCAGGGACUGGCCCAAUAAGGAAUCUCACUUCACGUGCAGUGCCCUCCACUGAGGGUGGAGAUGUUGCCGGACGACUGUACUAUGAGAUCCCCGUCCUUCAGAUUAUGGAACGUGAAGUAUCGAGUUUCACGGAUCUACAAAAGACCCUAGCCCAGCUGGGUUACAACAGUGGCAAUGUCCUUAUUCGACUCAGUUUCCGACGGACCGAGGAGCCUAUUGAAGAAGCUAUGGCCAAGAUUGGCGAGUUCUUCCAGUCCUCGGAGGAUGAGGCUCCUUCAGCACAGGAUAAGAGCGCAGCACUCACAGCAGCCACUGCUGACACCACAAGCAAGGGGCCUGCUUCAGAUAUCACCAGCUCAUUGCAGCCUGAGCCCUCUAACGUCACCGCGGCAUCGGAGGCAGUUGCCGCUCCGCUGCCUAUCCCCCAACCGGCCACUUCUACAGCCGACUCUGGUCGAACGGUUACUGUCUUCUCCCCUCCCUCGGGAGAUACUCCUUCGUCCGCAAAAUUAGACUACGAUGAGAGUGAUUACAUACCCUCUAUCGAGCACGCAAAGCUGCAUCAGCGAUUACUCAACGAGUCCUCUCGGCCAAAGCGGUUGCCAACGGAUGCCGAGAUCGCCGCCAAGACAGAGGCAGAAGCGGCAAAACGAGCAGCCAUUCAGGAGGUCGAUGUCAAGAUCCGUUUCCCAGAUCAGAGCCAAGUGAUCGCUAAAUUUGGGACCUCGGACACAGGACGGUCGUUGUAUGACUUCGCGCGUGAAUGCCUUGCUCUCCCGUUCGCCAGUGAAAACUUCAAUCUCACGGUACACGGUGUAUCCAGAUCCAAACAGACAACCGCCAUCCCUCCAUCAGAUAAGAAGCGUCUGAUUAAAGACCUAGGCUUGUCUGGCCGUGUGCUCGUCAACUUCUCUUGGGCUGAUCACGCCCCUGCAUUUGUUCAUGAACGCCGGACAGAGAUACUACGCCCUGAGCUUCGGAGCCAAGCUCAAGAACUCAAGGUGGAGCAACCGCCGGAGGUUAAGGAAGAAGAAUCCACUGGUCCGUCACAGCCGGGUCCGAGUAGCGCUCAAGGCGGCGAUAAGCCUAGCGGAGCACGGAAGAGCGGUGCUAUGCCUAAGUGGCUGAAGCUACCGGGUAAGAAAUGA